AUUUCAACUUUUUUUCCCUCAAAAAUAACCCCCCCAAAUUUAUUUUUUCAAUCUAUAUAUAGAAACUAAAUUAUCCACCUUAUUUUAAAAUUUUAAAAUUUCCCUACACGUCUUACCUACUUAGUGUCUUUUUUGGUGAAAUCUUACUCUCCUUAUAGUUGUACAGCUUUAUCUGCAACUUUCUUUGGUGGUUUCUUAGUGACAGUUUGGUGGGUGGUGGUGCCACUAUGUCUUCAGGAAUAUGUUCACAAAGUGGUCUGGUGUUAGCUACUGCUAUGGUUGUCUCCAGCACUGUGAUUUUCCUUACUUUUUCGAGGCAAAAGGCUUUGCCUCCUCCUAAGCAAACUCUUCGUCCUUGCAUCUCUUCAGAGGGGAAGAAAAGGGAUAAAAAGAAGAAGAAAGUGCAGUUCGCUGAGAAUGUGAAGGAAACAAAUGGGAAUGGAGAAGAGUAUAGGAAAGAACAACGAAAGAAGAUAAUGGCGGAAGCAGCAGGUGCAAGGUCAGCAGAAGUUGAUAGAUUUUGCAGAAAUGAAAUGCCGCCUAACAGGAUUGCUUUAUAUAAUGGAAUUCUCAGGGAUCGUGUUCGUUUCCAUAGAAUGGAGAGUUCUUAUUGAUUUUUAACUCGCUUCUAAAUUUUGGAAAAAAAAAAAUGUUUCAUUUUUUUAAUAUAAAAAAAAUCACUUUUGUAGAAUGUAAGUAAUGAAAAUGUCGGGCAAAAAUAUAUUACUGUUGUAAA
Molecule: messenger RNA, 736 nt
Organism: Gossypium arboreum
Lineage: Eukaryota; Viridiplantae; Streptophyta; Magnoliopsida; Malvales; Malvaceae
Exons: 2
Coding region: 228-614 (128 amino acids)
Source: RefSeq, a predicted model, not a curated record